Molecule: messenger RNA, 1131 nt
Organism: Papaver somniferum (opium poppy)
Lineage: Eukaryota; Viridiplantae; Streptophyta; Magnoliopsida; Ranunculales; Papaveraceae
Exons: 1
Coding region: 1-1131 (376 amino acids)
Source: RefSeq, a predicted model, not a curated record
AUGCCGGCUCUUUCCUUAGACUUCCAAGGUGCAUUUAUUCAUGAUAAACAAAUCCUUGAUGGUGUACUCAUCGCAAAUAAAUGUGUGGACAGUAGGUUAAAGUCUAAGAAACCAGGAAUUCUUUGCAAGAUUGAUAUGGAGAAAGCUUUCGAUAUUGUUAAUUGGAAUUUUCUGUUUAUUAUUUUACAAAGGCAUGAUUUUGGUGAAAAAUGGAUUUCGUGGAUCAGGUGGUGUGUUACUUCUUCUCAUCUGUCUAUCUUAGUGAAUGGUAGCUCCACGGAAAAAUUCAAGCCAACUAAAGGUUUGCGAGAAGGUGAUUCUUUAUCACCAUACUUAUUCUUACUAGUGGUGGAGAUUCUCUCUAAGUUGUUAAAUGAUGCAGUUGAAAGGGGACAGCUCUCAGGUUUUCAAGUGGUGGAAAACGGAUCUAUUAUUUCUCACCUUCAAUUAACAUAUGAUACAUUGGUAUUCAUCGAUGCCAGUGCUGAAGAAGUAAGGAGAUUACUUAUCAUUUUGGAAGUUUUUGAAACCUUAACAGGUCUGAAGCUCAAUUUUGAUAAAAGUACGAUGAUAAGCGUGGGUGCUGAUGAGGUAACUGAUAUAUUAGCAAGGGAGCUUGGAUGUAAAACUGAAAAAUUGUCGUUCACUUACCUCAGAAUGCCAAUUGGUUCACACUGGCGCAAUGUUUCUGUUUGGGAGCAUGUAUUGGUUAGAAUAGAACAGAGGCUGGCGACUUGGAAGAAAAUAAAAUUGAACAAAGCUGGUAGAUUGGUAUUUAUUAAGAGUGGUCUUGCGAGCUUACCAAUUUAUUACUUAUCCCUUUUUCAUCUUCCAGUAAGUGUGGAAAAGAAAAUGGUUAGAAUCAUGCGAAACUUUUUUUGGGGCUAUGUGGAAGGAAGACGAAAGAUGGUUUGGGUAGGAUGGUUGAAGAUAUGUAAACCUGAGGAGAGUAGAGGAUUGGGGGUGAAAAACUUAAGGAAUAAAAAUCGUUCGAUGCCUAUCAAGUGGAUUUGGAGAUUUGAAAGAAACAGAAAUUGUCUUUGGAGGAGGAUAGUGAAUCAAAAAUUCAAAAGAAAUAACGAUGUGUUAGUUCCUGACGUUGAUUCUCAACCUCAAUGCAGAAGUUUUUGA